CGGAUAUGGGAAUUGGUCGUGAAACGGCCGCUUCCUUCACCAUUUAAUUCAGGGCUCUUCAGUCGCCGUGGCUGCCCGCCCCGCCCCGGGCAGUGACCGUCCUGGAGGACGCCCCCCGCGCAGCCGGGCUCGGUCCGGUGCGGCGCUGAGCAAAGAUGACGGCAAUCAAACACGCACUACAGAGAGACAUCUUUACACCGAACGAUGAGCGCCUGCUGAGCAUCGUGAACGUCUGCAAAGCAGGAAAAAAGAAAAAGAACUGCUUUUUGUGUGCAACAGUGACAACUGAACGCCCCGUGCAGGUGAAGGUGGUCAAAGUGAAGAAAUCUGACAAAGGAGAUUUUUACAAACGGCAGAUCGCCUGGGCCCUUCGAGACCUCGCCAUCGUGGAUGCCAAAGAUGCUAUUAAAGAGAACCCUGAAUUUGACUUGCAUUUUGAAAAAGUCUAUAAGUGGGUGGCCAGCAGCACGGCUGAGAAGAAUGCAUUCAUUUCAUGCAUCUGGAAAUUGAAUCAGCGUUAUCUCCGGAAGAAAAUAGAGUUUGUCCAUGUUAGCUCACAGCUCUUAGAAGAACUGCCUAAAGUUACAGAAGGCAUGUGUCAGGCCAACAUCCAGUCAAUCAUGGCCUCUGAAAAGCAGGUGAACAUCCUAAUGAAGUUGCUGGACGAGGCGCUAAAGGAGGUGGAUCAGAUUGAAUUGAAACUGAGCAGUUACGAGGAAAUGCUCCAAAGUGUAAAAGAGCAGAUGGACCAGAUCUCUGAAAGCAACCAUCUGAUCCAUCUCAGUAACACCAAUAAUGUAAAGCUCCUCUCCGAGAUAGAGUUCCUUGUGAACCACAUGGACCUGGCCAAAGGUCACAUAAAGGCCCUGCAGGAGGGAGAUCUAGCUUCUUCCAGAGGCAUCGAGGCAUGCACCAACAAUUACAUGGAUUAUUUAUCACGACUGUAUGAGCGAGAAAUCAAAGAUUUUUUUGAAGUUGCAAAGAUCAAGAUGACAGGGACAACCAAAGAAAGCAAGAAGUUUGCUACACUGCCUCGAAAAGAGAGUGCUGUCAAACAGGAAGCAGAGAGUCUUCAUGGAAGCUCUGGGAAACUAACUGGAUCUACUUCUAGUCUGAAUAAGCUCAGUGUUCAGAGCUCAGGGAACCGCAGAUCUCAGUCAUCUUCCUUGUUGGAUAUGGGAAACAUGUCCGCCUCCGAUCUCGAUGUCGCCGACAGAACCAAAUUUGAUAAGAUAUUUGAACAGGUGCUAAGUGAACUGGAGCCCCUGUGUCUGGCGGAACAAGACUUUAUAAGUAAAUUUUUCAAACUACAGCAACACCAAAGUAUGCCUGGAACUAUGAGUGAAGCCGAAGAUCUGGAUGGAGGAGCAUUUUCUCGGCAGCAUAACUCUGGCAUGCCUCUGCCUGUCUCGUCCGAGAAAGAUAUGAUCCGCCAAAUGAUGAUUAAAAUAUUCCGCUGCAUUGAGCCAGAACUGAACAACCUGAUCGCCUUAGGAGACAAAAUCGAUAGCUUCAACUCCCUUUACAUGCUCGUCAAAAUGAGCCAUCACGUUUGGACUGCGCAGAACGUGGACCCCGCGUCCUUCCUGAGUACGACCUUGGGGAAUGUUCUGGUGACCGUCAAAAGGAACUUUGACAAGUGCAUUAGUAACCAAAUAAGGCAAAUGGAGGAAGUAAAGAUCUCAAAGAAGAGUAAAGUAGGAAUUCUUCCAUUUGUUGCCGAAUUUGAAGAAUUUGCAGGACUAGCAGAAUCAAUCUUUAAAAAUGCUGAGCGCCGUGGAGACCUGGAUAAAGCGUACACCAAACUCAUCCGAGGGGUCUUUGUGAAUGUGGAGAAAGUAGCCAACGAAAGCCAGAAGACCCCUAGAGAUGUUGUUAUGAUGGAGAACUUUCACCAUAUUUUUGCAACUCUCUCUCGUUUGAAAAUCUCAUGUCUAGAAGCUGAAAAAAAAGAAGCUAAGCAAAAAUACACAGAUCACCUUCAGUCUUACGUCAUUUACUCUUUAGGACAGCCACUUGAAAAACUAAAUCACUUCUUUGAAGGUGUUGAAGCGCGCGUGGCACAAGGUAUACGAGAGGAGGAAGUGAGCUACCAGCUGGCGUUUAACAAGCAGGAGCUGCGGAAGGUGAUCAAAGAGUACCCGGGAAAGGAAGUGAAGAAAGGCCUGGAUAACCUCUACAAGAAGGUCGAUAAGCAUUUGUGUGAAGAGGAGAACUUACUUCAGGUGGUGUGGCACUCCAUGCAAGACGAAUUUAUUCGCCAGUAUAAGCACUUCGAAGGCUUGAUAGCGCGCUGUUAUCCUGGGUCUGGUGUUACAAUGGAAUUCACAAUUCAGGACAUUUUGGAUUAUUGCUCCAGUAUUGCACAGUCCCACUGAACCUCAUGAAAGAAGACACAGUAAAGUAAAGCACCCUAAGCACACCAGAUGCACCAGAUGCCACUCAACAAUAUGAAGCUGCCAUUUUCAGAACCCAGUCUGAGACUUGUAUGUAUUAAAUGUCAAGUUAACAGGUAACACCGUUACAAAAGAAAUUAAAUACAAAAGUACAAACCUGUGUGGAAAUUUAA
Messenger RNA from Echinops telfairi (small Madagascar hedgehog), 2569 nucleotides. RefSeq names its product exocyst complex component 1 (gene EXOC1). The record is from RefSeq and is a predicted model, not a curated record. NCBI's taxonomy places the organism in Eukaryota, Metazoa, Chordata, Mammalia, Afrosoricida, Tenrecidae. Gene Ontology annotation, molecular function: phosphatidylinositol-4,5-bisphosphate binding. Gene Ontology annotation, biological process: Golgi to plasma membrane transport; exocytosis. Gene Ontology annotation, cellular component: exocyst; plasma membrane. Bases 156 to 2378 code for a protein of 740 amino acids. The transcript has 18 exons.